AUGUAUAGUAUCCCAGUAGACCGGCUGAGGGCCGUGUGGGUGUAUAGUAUCUCAGUAGACCGGCUGAGAGCCGUGUGGGUGUAUAGUAUCCCAGUAGACCGGCUGGGGGCCGUGUGCAUGUAUAGUAUCCCAGUAGACCGGCUGAGGGCCGUGUGGGUGUAUAGUAUCUCAGUAGACCGGCUGAGGGCCGUGUGGGUGUAUAGUAUCUCAGUAGACCGGCUGAGGGCCGUGUGGGUGUAUAGUAUCCCAGUAGACCGGCUGAGGGCCGUGUGGGUGUAUAGUAUCUCAGUAGACCGGCUGAGGGCCGUGUGGGUGUAUAGUAUCUCAGUAGACCGGCUGAGGGCCGUGUGGGUGUAUAGUAUCUCAGUAGACCGGCUGAGGGCCGUGUGGGUGUAUAGUAUCUCAGUAGACCGACUGAGAGCCGUGUGGGUGUAUAGUAUCCCAGUAGACCGGCUGGGGGCCGUGUGCAUGUAUAGUAUCCCAGUAGACCGGCUGAGGGCCGUGUGGGUGUAUAGUAUCCCAGUAGACCGGCUGAGGGCCGUGUGGGUGUAUAGUAAACCGGCUGAGAGCCGUGUGGUUGUAUAG
Molecule: messenger RNA, 585 nt
Organism: Oncorhynchus masou masou (cherry salmon)
Lineage: Eukaryota; Metazoa; Chordata; Actinopteri; Salmoniformes; Salmonidae
Exons: 1
Coding region: 1-585 (194 amino acids)
Source: RefSeq, a predicted model, not a curated record